CCGUUUCUCCCAGGGGAAUGACGUUCGACGAUUGUUGACCUACAGUUUGGUAUGCUCUUCGUAUCAGCACAGUGGCUUGCCGACUACGAUCUUCAAUCUCUGCUAGGGGUGAACAUUCAAACCGCAAAACCGACACCGACCAGUAAACCGACUGUUAAAAAACCGAGAAAAUGGUGCCACGUCAUAACCGAAACCGUUUAAAAAAAAACCGACCACACCGCUGUAACUGGCGGUCGGUUACGGUUUGGCCAAUAAGUUGGCGGUUAUAACUGUAACCGACCAUUUAUUUCACAUUUACAAUAUAUUAUAUCUUCAAUACAUAUAUUAUAUAAUAUUAAUAUACAUUAAACGUUUUCAUUUAUAAUUAUAUAUAUAUAGUUUUACUUUUUUUUUUUCAGGAAUCUUUUCCUUUUUUCAAUGUUACUUUAUUUAUAUAUCACAUUCACUCACCUCACUCACUCCACCCACCCACGCGGCACACCACCAAACCAAAGGUAAAACCAAUCAAUUACUCCUCAACUCAGUAUUUUAUCUCUCUACUGGGUUACCACAAACUAAACACACAAAUCAAAAGAAAGAAAGAAGGAAAGAGAAGCCAAGAGGAGGAGCGGCUGGAGUGGGAAGAAAAAAAAGGGUUUCACCUAAAUUUUUUUAGCAACCCCCAAGGCCCAAACUGGUCAUGAUGAGUUUAAAUAGAAUAGAAGAGCAUGUUGAAGGUGAUUCAAGUACUGACAAUGGGUGUAGUAGAAAUGAUGAUGAUAAUAGUAGUGAUAAGUUUGUUGAUUCUGGAGUUGGAAGAACAAAGAGACAAAGAAAUGAGAGAAGUAGGAGUAAGAGUAUGAGUAAGAGUAAGACAAGCAAGGGGAAGAUGAGGGAGAAGGGGAAGAUAGAAAAAAAUGAGAGAGUUGAGUCAAGAAAAAAAACGAUUGACAUCAGAUGUGUGGGAUCAUUUUAAGAUGAUACCAAAGAAACAUCCCAAUGACAAACCAAGAGCUGCUUGUAAUUAUUGUGGGAUAGCUUAUGCAGCAGACACAAAAUUAAAUGGGACUAGCACACUGCGUAAUCACAUAGAAAAUCAGUGUAAGAAGUACCCACUAAGUGUAAGAGUGGAAGAUCAGAAACAAAAACUCUCAUCACUCACUAAAAAAUCUGGUGGGGAAGAUACUGAGGAGUGUGCUAGUAGCUUAGUUGCAGUUUCAUGGAGCAAAGAAUGAGCUAGACAAUCCUUAGCUAAGUAUAUUAUUCUAGAUGAGUUGCCCUUUAUACAUGUUGAAGGGGAAGGGUUUCGACAAUUUGUGAAGUAUAUGCAACCAAAGUUCGACCCUCCUUCUAGGAUAACAGUUGCAAGGGACAUUUAUCAAAUGUUCUUAUCUGAAAAAGAGAAGUUGAGGAAUAUUUUGAAAGGCCAAAGGAUAUGUGUUACCACUGAUACAUGGACAUCAAUCCAAAACAUUUGUUAUAUGUGUGUAACAGCACAUUAGAUUGAUCGAAAUCGGGUCUUACAAAGGAGAAUAAUAAGCUUUGUUCAAGCUCCUAACCAUAAGGGUGACACUAUUGCAGUAGAGUUGGUUAAUUGCUUCAAAGAUUGGGGAGGGUUAAAACUUUUCAGUGUAACUGUUGAUAACGCUUCUUCAAAUGAUGUGGCCAUAGAUAAGUUGAGAAAGAAAUAUGAGAAGAAGAAAGACGUCAUGGUUUUAAAUGGGAAGAUGCUACACAUGAGGUGUGUUUGUCAUAUUAUAAAUUUGAUAGUGGGGGAUGGGUUGAAAGACGUGCAUACAUCAAUUUCAAGUAUUAGAAAUGUUGUUAGGUAUGUUAGGUCCUCACCUGCAAGGUUACAGAAGUUUAAGGAGUAUGUUGCCGAUGAAAAUAUUGAGUCUAAAUCUCUUCUAUGCUUAGAUGUGCAAACGAGGUGGAACUCCACUUAUUUGAUGUUGGAAGCUGCGUUGAAGUUUCAAAAAGCUUUUGAGAGAUUGGAAGAUGAUGAGAGCUACUCCAAUUACUUUAGUGAUGGAUUUAAUGAAAAAAGAAUAGAUGGUCCACCAAGUGAUGAUGAUUGGGCAAAUGCCAAGGUCUUUGUGAGGUUCUUGAAUACAUUUUACACAUUGACACUAAAGUUUAGUGGGUCUUUGUAUUCUACUUCAAACUUGUAUUUGGAUCGAAUAUCUGAUGUUCAUAGACAAUUGAAAAGUCUAGUUAAUUGUCAAGAUCCCAUACUGAGUAAGAUGGCUGGCAAUAUGCAUAACAAGUUUAACAAGUAUUGGGGGAAAAGUGAGAGAAUGAAUCAUGUGUUGAUACUUGGUAUGGUGUUAGAUCCAAGAUACAAGUUGGCAUAUUCAAGACAUUGUUUGAGUUUCAUUUUUGAUGAGAACGAUGUUGAUGCUUUGAUUAAAUCUGUUGAAGAGACUCUGCGGGGCAUGUUUGCUGAAUAUGGUGAGAGGUUUACUCCUAGCACCAAUGGUAGUGGGUCACAAACCCCAUCUCAAACUUCUAGCAAUGUCUUAGAGUUGAGCUCAUUGAAUGAUGAGGAUAUUGGUGUCAAACAGUUAUGGAUCCUACAACAACAAGCCAAACAAUGUGGAGGAACAGAGGUGGAUACUUAUUUUGUGGAACAAACAGAGGAUCCAACAUCUCAUGACUUUGACAUAUUAGGAUGGUGGAAAGGAAAAACUAAGAAAUAUCCCAUACUAUCUGAAAUCGCUAGAGAUGUGCUUGCUUCUCCAGUGUCGACUGUUGCUUCGGAGUCGGCUUUUUCCACAAGUGGUAGAAUUCUUGAUAAUUUUAGGAGUUCACUAACUCCUAAAAUGGUUGAAGCAUGCAUUUGCUCCAAAAAUUGGUUUAUCUCUUCACGUGAGCCUGUGGUUGUAAGGCAAUACAUGGAUGAAGUGCAAACCUUUCAAGAUUCAAUUGAAGGUGUGCCAGGUAAUGUGGAAUUAUAAAUUCACAAUAUAAUGUUCUUAUUUUAGUUUUAAUUAAUUUAUUUGUUCAUUAUAUUUUCUUAUGAAUUUUGUAGAGGAUGCUUCUACUAUUACAUCAGAGUCUCUAGCUGAAGCAAGUCAAGAAGGUGCAGCAAGCUAGAUGGAUGAAGUGCAAACUUUUCAUGAUUGAAUUGAAGUUGUGUCAGGUAAUGUGGAAUUAUAGUCACAAUAUAAUACUCUUAUUUUAAUUUUAAUUAAUUCAUUUGUUCAUUACAUUUUUUUAUGAAUUUUGUAGAGGAUGCUUCUACUUUUACCUUGGAGUCUCUAGCUGAAGCAAGUUAGAUUGGGCAUAAGCUAGACUAUGCAUGUUAUUCCUUAAAUAUUGUUGUUUGUAAUGAACUUGGUCAUUGGACUCUUUAUUUUUAUUUUUAUUUAGACA
Cannabis sativa is the source of this 3354-nucleotide messenger RNA. Its product is annotated as zinc finger BED domain-containing protein RICESLEEPER 2-like. The record is from RefSeq and is a predicted model, not a curated record. The transcript is spliced from 2 exons. Gene Ontology annotation, molecular function: protein dimerization activity; DNA binding. Bases 1689 to 2936 code for a protein of 415 amino acids. Lineage: Eukaryota; Viridiplantae; Streptophyta; Magnoliopsida; Rosales; Cannabaceae.